AAACGAACUCAUAGGCCGAACAGUCUCUCCCAAUUCAGAUGAGACGGGAGAGAAGCCUUCAAAAGCAAUUUCGUACAUCGAGUAGCCGAAACCUGCAGACUUCCGACUGUUCCAGAAAUUAAUUUCUCUCUCUAAAAACCAAACACAGGCAUACAGUGAUAUACGUACAUACAUACAAUACAUACACUCUCUCUCUCCCCAUGAAAUUUCAACAUUCCAAUGGAAAAUGUUAUGGAGAAUCAACCGCAAAACCCUCCUCUUUGUUCUUCCUCUCCAGUUACGAACUCCGAAAAUCUCGGGAAAAUUGAGGCGGAAUUGGAAACAAAAUGUUUUCCAAAUAUGGAAAUCGAUACAACAAAAACCCUAGCUCAGAUUGAUGCCCAUUUCUCUUCCGAACCAGCUCUCUCUGGGUCCGAACUAGGGUUUGCUGUUCGAGAUCAUGAAAAUGGGGUUAGGGUUUCUAGUGAGGGUUUGAACGGUGACGACGUCUGUGAUGUUGAAGUUUCAAACAAAACUCUGAUUGUUGAGGUUGAGAAAGAUUUCGGAGAACAUGAGAGACAAGAUGGUGAGAAGGGUUUGGGUAAUGGUGGUUCAAGUGAGUUGAUUGGGGAUGGUUCUGAUAAGAAUGAGGAAUUUGAUCGGAAUGGGUCAUUGGAAAGUGCAAAUGAGAGUGGGAAAGAUUGUGGGGAUGAUGAUGAUGAUAAAGGUUUUAUGGCUGAAAAUGGGGGAGACCCAGAUGAGAAGUUUGUGGAAAUUCUGAGUUUGGCGUCGAAGAUGGGUGAAAAUGGGGACGUAACAGGGGAGGGAGAGAGAAAACAAGAAUUGAAAGAUAAUGGAAAAGAGAACGAGGAGGAUGGAGAAAACGAUGAGGGUGAUCAAGAACAUGAGUUUUUAGUUGGUGACUUUGUGUGGGGGGAAAUUAGGAAUUUCCCUUGGUGGCCUGGACGAGUUUAUGAUCCUUCAGAUGCGUCGGAGUUUGCAAGAAAGAAGUAUAAACAGAGUGAACAAUUGCUUGUUGCUUACUUUGGAGAUGGUUCUUUCUCCUGGUGCUCCCCAUCUCAAUUGAAACCUUUUGCAGAUGAUUUUGAAGACAUGUCAAAGCAAAGUGAUUUUAAGAGCUUUGUGAAUGCUGUAGAGAAAGCUCUGGAAGAGAUUGGUAGGCUUGUGGAAUUGAAAAUGACUUGCUCUUGCAUACCCGAGGAAAAUCGGGUUGGGCUUGCUAGAGCUAGACCAUCAGCAAUGAAUGCUGGAAUCAAGAAAGGAGCCCUUGUGCCCGAGUGCAAUCUAAGAAGACUCUCAAUUCCUCAACAUGGGCCAGAAUUAAUUGCAACUCUCAGGAAUAUUGCAGAGGUAGUUUCUAUUGCCAAUAUUCUUGAGCUCACAGUGUUGAAGAGUUUUCUGUCAGCAUUUUAUCGAGCAAAAGGAGGUCACAAACUGCCUAUGUACCAUGAACCCCAGUGUGUCGAAGGACUAGAAGACAAGAAUAGGAAUGGGGUAACUGAUUUUAGUGGUCCGGUGGAAGUUCCAGUCCAAGGUCCAUCUGAAGAAGACUGGCUUUGUUCACCGGAAUCCCAUCGAUUUGGCCAAACCAAUCAAUCAUUGUUGCAGAAGGGCCCGGAAAUAUCCGAGGAUAUGCUUUACCACAAAAGGAAGAAGAAAAGCGUGGCUGACCUUAUGAAAGAAGACAUGGUUGUUGAGCCCAGCAAUAAGAAGGGGAGUAGGGUUAAAGAUGUAGCAAACCCAUCAGGGAGGAAGAGAGGAAGGAAAAGGAAGGCUGAGAGUGAAGAAGAAACUAAGGACAAAAUGUUUAGCAGUGAGAACGACGAUGAUGAUGAUGAUAGCAAUGCCAAAGAAGAAACCGAGAAUGUGUCUGCAUCAAGGGAAAGGAAGAAGAGCAGAUACUUAUCCCCUCCGUACACUAGUCUAAAAUGGAGGGUAAGAAACUCAAGCUCUAAGAGGGAUUCAGAAGCAGAAUCUAUGGAAUUUGAUACCACAGAUGACUCAUCUGAAGAUCAGAAGAAGAUUGACUCUGUGGAAAUCAGUGCAUCUGCAAAGGAAGUAGUAUCUGGUGUACGGUCUGCAGCCCUUAAUCCUCUAGAAUUGAGCAAGAAAAUUUCUGUUGAUGAGAUCGGUGGAUUCAUUUCUUUAUUCAGAAGUGCAAUCUAUGUAAAUGGCUCCAACUACAAAAUGUACCACAAACAACGAUCAGGUAGAAAGAGGAAGUGUUCGGGCUCCACACUUAAGUUGCUGGAACCAGACCUAAACUCGACUGACCAUGAGUUGCUUGAAUCUAAAUCUCAGCAGAGAACAAAUGAGAAGAAUGAAAAAGCAAAAUCGGCUAAAAAAAUGGCGAAGCUUAAGCAAGCCGGUGAGGUUUCUGGCUUGAAGACGAAGAAGAACAACACGGGUGAAGAAGCAGCUUCUACACCUGUAAGCCUCAUUGUGACUUUCCCACCCGGGAUCUCUUUGCCAUCAAAGAAUGACCUCAUCAAAAAAUUUAGGAAGUUCGGGCCUCUGAAUGAGAUGGAAACAGAUGUAUUGUAUAAUUCAUUCUGCGCUAGGGUUGUCUUCGUGAAGAGUUCUGAUGCAGAAGAAGCCUUCAAGACGUCUAAAAAGAAGAACCCCUUGGGACAACCCAAUGUUAAUUACCAGCUCCGAUAUUCCUCAGCUGCUUCAAGGGUUCCUUCCAAGGAGGGAGGCAGAACCUGCUUGAAUCGAGCUGAUUCACAGCCUUGCGCUGUUGAUGAGGCAUCCCGACUUCUCUUCAUAAAGAAGAAGCUUGAGAAAAUGACAUCAAUGCUGGAAAAGUCUGAUGGAGAUAUGUCGGCUGAAAUGAAGGCCAAGUUAGAGGGUGAGAUGAAAGGGCUGUUGCAGACGGUAAGCACAAUGGCGGAGUCUACCUCAUCUUGAAGUGAUGGAAGAUAUAUAAGAGCUGCUCGGUGCCACUUCUUGUUGUUGUAGUGUUUGUUGUCGGACUCUUUUGCUUAGGAAAUAGAUGUCCAUGUUGCUUUCUGAUUAAGAUGUCUGUAUGGAUGUAGGAGUAAGUUUAAUUUCUGCCAUAGGAUAUGAAUUUGAUAUAGGUUGGUUGCAUCUAUUUACUUCCUGUAGCAUAUUGCUUUACUUUCCCUUUACAGUGACUGUUUUAGACUCUC
Messenger RNA from Camellia sinensis, 3152 nucleotides. RefSeq names its product PWWP domain-containing protein 6. Lineage: Eukaryota; Viridiplantae; Streptophyta; Magnoliopsida; Ericales; Theaceae. The record is from RefSeq and is a predicted model, not a curated record.